Mya arenaria is the source of this 2333-nucleotide messenger RNA. RefSeq names its product 5-hydroxytryptamine receptor 1-like. Gene Ontology annotation, biological process: neuropeptide signaling pathway. Lineage: Eukaryota; Metazoa; Mollusca; Bivalvia; Myida; Myidae. The transcript has a single exon. Bases 144 to 1349 code for a protein of 401 amino acids. The record is from RefSeq and is a predicted model, not a curated record. Gene Ontology annotation, molecular function: neuropeptide receptor activity. Gene Ontology annotation, cellular component: membrane.
UUUAAUUGUUUACAUUGUCAGCGACUAUAUAGCGCCAAAAGAAUUAAAGAUGUUUCUUAAGCGAAAAGUGCAGAGGAAAAAGUGUGCGCCAUUUAAAGAUAUUUAACACUUGGAUAAUUGCCCGGAUAUUUUUUGAUGAAGCCAUGAAUGUCUCAGGCCACCGGGUUGUGACGAACGAGGAGCUCCUUGAGCGGUUGAACGGGGAGAUGAGGCACGCGGUGGCUCCCGUUACCGUGUUUGUGGGGGUUGAGAUACUACUGGGGUUUGUAGGAAACCUGGUUGUGUUGGGUGUAUUCUUUUUCCGAUAUCAUCACUGCAACUUCCGGUACUUCGUUCUGUGCCUGGCGGUCUUUGACUUUAUCAGCACGCUGACCACGAUGCCUGGGGAGAUUCUCACGCAGCAGUACUGGUACAAGUACCCGUUUCCCAUCGUCUGCAAGGUCAAGUCCUUCUUCAACGUGUUCACGGUAUCCGGAGAAGCCCUAUGUUUGUGUACCAUCGCCGUCGAACGUUACCGGAAAGUGUGUGCGCCCUUCGGAUGGCAGAUCAAGCACAAGUAUGCGCUCUUGUGGAUUGUAGUGAUAUUCGUAGUCGCCUUUGUACUCGCUUUUCCGGUUUUCUUUCUCUGGGGUGCCACUUCUCACACUAAACAAUACGGUGGACGGUAUGUAACUGUUACACUAUGCGAAAAAGAUGCCCGGUUCUCAGAGUCUAAUACGCCUAUGGCGUACGUAACAACAGUAGAAGCAAUUAUUGCAGUGUGCUUAGUUAUUAUGAUGUGUCUAUAUGUAUUUGUUGCAAAGAAGCUCAUCAAGCUUCGUAAGAAAGCCCAGUACCAUUGUAAAAGUAGAUCACAUUCUGCAUUGAACAUGAACGAGGCUGGGAUGGUCAACAAUCUCAUCUCUUUGAACAACGGCGAUGUGCCGACUGUUUCUAAUGUCAGAGCUCCGCAAAUAACGCAAACAAUUGACACAUAUGAUGAAACUGACGGUGGUGAGUCAGAAUUUUAUGACGUUGAAAGUUGUCAACAAGACCGGGUAACUUCUUGGAAUGGAAUUGAACGUUCGUCACGGCGAAAACGUCGGGAAAAGGCUGAACGCGUACGGACGAAAACUGUCAUCAUGUUUAUAUUGACCAUCGUGUUUAUGUUCACCAUCAUUAUGUACUUUACCUUGUUGACAAUGAUUACAAGGUCGGAAGACAUCCUACGGACAAUGACGGACAGUCAAAAGACGGUGUACUUUUUCUUUCUGAGACUUGUGUUUAUAAAUCACGUGAUUAACCCUUUUGUGUACGGCUGUCUGGAUCCGCAGUUUAAACGAAUCUUAAAAAGUUGGUGUUGUAAAUGAAAAUGACAUGUUGAAUUUGUUUAUAAACAAAAAUGAGAUAAACUACUUAUAUCUCGAAGAACUCAAAUAUAAGAAAUAUUGAAACUAUUCCAAAGAGAGCACAUAAGUCUACGUCUUGUGGUUGUGAAUGUACUUUGUGCUUGAUUAUUAAUGAAAAGUUAUGUCGAAUCAUUGAAUAAGAAAUCAUUACAUACACAUAGCAGAAACUAUUUAUGACCAAUUCAAAAAGAAGAGGAUGAAAGUGGUCGAUGUCGCUGGCUCGAUUUACUCUUUGGCUCGAGCUCGAUGUAAAGGACGGAUCCUAGUUUACUCUGUGUAAGCAUUCCUGCUUGACUCGAUAUUUGCGAGACUUGAAGUAUUGUGGCCGGUCUUUGGGAUAUCGUGCCUAUGGGUUGACUGAAGUUAUAUAGGUAGGUGUCCAUCUCACACCAAAGAGGUUGUUGAGUAUCUACCACGCAUACUUUACCACGGAAACGAACUAAUGUGUGAUUAUAUAAGCUUUCAACUUUCGUUACAAUAGAGCUAAAUGUGAUAACUAUAAAAAAAAUCAGAACUCUUCUUACGAGUAUGUAAUAUAUGAAGAAAGCCGUUGAGGAAUCAGUUAAAUGCGUAGCUAAAGCGUAGGUUAUCUAAAAUGGAUUUACAAAGACAGACCAAAUAUUUGAAAACUUCAUCCAUGGACCAAGUCCGUGAUUCAGGUAAAAAAACAUGGUAAACACUUUUAUUGCUCAUUCUGUUUUAUAGAAAUAAAAACAGACGAGGAACCGCCUUGUUGGCCUCCUUGUUGUUGUUGUUGAUGUUGUUGUCGGAGACGGCGUUAUCGGUUACUAUAAUAAAAUCUUUUAAUUACUUAUUACAACAGAAAACGUUUGACAUUUUUACUCAAAUGCAAAUUAGCGCCAUUGUAAACAAUUUAGUUCAUUUUUCAAAUAACUCAAUCAGGGCCAUGUAUUAAGUGCACUGUAUUUCGUUGAUAAGGCUACU